AAUCUACGUAACGCUCGCUCCAUCAUCCUCCUCCUCCGGCUCGGUGUAUGUGUAUUUAUUUGUUUAUUUACCCGCAAAACCGAGAGCCAUGGCGGCCCAGAAGAUCAACGAGGCGCACGACCACAUCACCAAAGCAGAGAAAUGCUUGAAGACCAGCAUGACCAAGUGGAAACCCGAUUACGACGGAGCCGCUUCAGAGAUGGCCAAAGCAGCUGUGGCUUUCAAAAACGCAAAACAGUUUGAACAAGCGAAGGAUGCGUACUUGAAGGAGGCCGAGUAUCACACUGAAAACAAAGCACUCUUCCAUGCAGCAAAAGCGUAUGAACAAGCUGGUAUGAUGCUGAAGGACAUGAAGAAAAUGCCCGAAGCCAUUCAGCUGAUAGAGAAGGCCAGCAUCAUGUAUGUGGAGAACGGCACGUCUGGCACUGCUGGAAUGGCACUGGACAGAGCUGGAAAACUCAUCGAGCCGAUUGAUCUAGAGAAAGCCGUGGACUUGUACCAGAAGGCCGCAUCUGUGUUUGAGAAUGAAGAUCGUCUCAGACAGGCUGCAGAGCUGCUUGGUAAAUCCUCCAGACUGCUGGUCAGACUGCGCAGGCUGGACGAGGCUGCUGUGGCUCUUCAGAAAGAGAAGAACAUGUACAAGGAGAUUGAGAACUACCCCACAUGCUUUAAGAAAACCAUCGCUCAGCUAGUUCAUCUGCACCGAGGAGACUUUGUGGCUGCAGACAAGUGUGUGAGAGAGAGUUACAGUCUCCCAGGGUUCAGUGGGAGUGAGGACUGCGUGUCGAUGGAGACUCUGCUGGCAGCGUUUGAUGAGCAGGAUGAGGAUGGGGUGUCGCGGGUCUGCAACUCACCACUGCUCAAGUACAUGGACAACGACUAUGCAAAGCUGGCCAUCUCUCUAAAGGUGCCAGGCGGCGGUGGAGGAAAGAAGAAGAAAUCUCCUGCGCCUCCUCAAGGGGGCAGCGCAGGACCACCAGCACCUCAGGAGGAUGACGAUUACGAGGGAGGCUUGUGUUAAUUCAUGAUAUUGCAAGAGUGUGUGUGUGUGUGUAAGCAU
Molecule: messenger RNA, 1060 nt
Organism: Danio rerio (zebrafish)
Lineage: Eukaryota; Metazoa; Chordata; Actinopteri; Cypriniformes; Danionidae
Gene: napgb
Product: N-ethylmaleimide-sensitive factor attachment protein, gamma b
Biological process (GO): intracellular protein transport
Cellular component (GO): membrane; Golgi apparatus
Source: RefSeq, marked validated